Molecule: messenger RNA, 1638 nt
Organism: Echinops telfairi (small Madagascar hedgehog)
Lineage: Eukaryota; Metazoa; Chordata; Mammalia; Afrosoricida; Tenrecidae
Gene: SIRT3
Product: sirtuin 3
Exons: 6
Coding region: 91-864 (257 amino acids)
Molecular function (GO): NAD+ binding; histone deacetylase activity, NAD-dependent
Source: RefSeq, a predicted model, not a curated record
GCAGGGGGAGGGGGUAGUGCCAGCCAGCAGCUGACCCUGCAGGAGGUCGCCGAACUGAUCCGGACCAGAGCCUGCCAGCGGGUGGUGGUUAUGGCAGGUGCUGGCAUCAGCACCCCCAGUGGCAUCCCCGACUUCAGGUCUCCAGGGAGCGGCCUUUACAGCAACCUGAAGCAGUACAACCUCCCGUACCCCGAAGCCAUCUUUGAACUGACCUUCUUCUUCCAAAACCCCAAGCCCUUUUUCACCCUGGCCAAGGAGCUAUAUCCCGGGAACUUCAAGCCCAACAUGACUCACUACUUCCUCCGGCUCCUGCAUGACAAGGGGCUGCUGCUGCGUCUCUACACCCAGAACAUUGAUGGGCUUGAGCGAGUGUCUGGCAUCCCCGCCUCGAAGCUGGUUGAAGCCCACGGCACCUUUGCGUCUGCCACCUGCACCGUCUGCCUCCGAGCCUGCCCUGGGGAGGAUUUCUGGGCCGCCGUGCUGGCUGACAGGGUGCCCUGCUGCCGGGUCUGCACCGGCAUCGUGAAACCCGACGUGGUGUUCUUCGGGGAGCCGCUGCCAGAGAGGUUCCUGCUGCACGUGGUCGACUUCCCCGUGGCGGACCUGCUGCUGGUCCUCGGCACCUCGCUGGAGGUGGAACCUUUCGCCAGCUUGUCUGAGUACGUCCGCCACUCCGUGCCCCGAGUCCUCAUCAACCAGGCUGUGGUGGGCACCUUCGCGUGGCAACCUAGGGGCAGAGAUGUGGUGCAGCUGGGGGACGUGGUACACGGCGUGGAGAAGCUGGUGACGCUGCUGGGCUGGACCGAGGAGAUGCAGGACCUCAUGCGGCGGGAGAGGGAGAAGCUCGGCGCAGGGAAGAGUUAGGUGUGGUGUCCGUGGCUGCCAAGGAGGCCACCAUGAAGGAAACCACAUCUACUGAGCUGCCCUUGUGCCAGGACCUCAGUGAGCAUGUGGCAUGGGACCCCAGGACCAGAGCAGGCGUGUCAGCAUCUGAGUACACAACGGACGCUCCAGGCUGGCUUCUCUGCACAGCCACCCAAAGAGCUAUCCAGCGUUCUUCUGGUGGCCCUCGGGAGUGGAGAACUGCAGGAUCUCAGACCAGCCCUUGGCGUUGCCCAGUUGGAUCUGAUGGCAGCCUCAAAGCCAAGUUGGUCCCCAGUGUGUCCCCCAGACCUGGGUAUCUUCAGGGUCUUCCAGUGGUUGUUUUAAUUCAACAAACCUGUCCCCCUUUAGUGGCAUAAACUGUAGUCUAAAAACUGGGCAUCUCUUCAUUUCCAUCUUCAUAAAGAACCAAGCAUGGGCAUGAAGGGGUAAGGGCCCCAGCUGUUGGCUUGCCUGCUAAGAUUCCUGCACCCACCCCAGCCCUUUCUCCAUUGCUCCACGGCCUUCUGGCAGUGCCUGCCCAUCCUUCCACCACUUCCCCUCACUGCGGACCCAACCAGCUUGUCCCUGAGCCACCAGAGCCCACAGGUCCCAGGCGCCUGCCUUCAGGCCCCCACACGCCUCCCACCUGCUGAUAGAUGCCUUUCCCCCAUCAGCUCCAGGGGGCCAGGUCUCUAGAAAACAUAGGCAUCUGGUCUGAGGAGAAGGAUGCAAGUUUCUAAAGUUUCUUUGCUCGUCACAAUGCAGACAUACCAC